Seminavis robusta is the source of this 3141-nucleotide messenger RNA. NCBI's taxonomy places the organism in Eukaryota, Bacillariophyta, Bacillariophyceae, Naviculales, Naviculaceae. The record is from the annotation of a GenBank genome assembly.
AUGGAUCUGGAGAUUGAGAUUGACAAUCAGCUUACCAUUGACAAACACAAAGACGAACACAAACAUCAGACCAUUACCAAGCCUAAGUCUAAGAACAGCACAGUGAUGUUGGAAGUUCAAAGAACCAGCAGUAGCAGCUUCAGCAGUCCCAUUCAAGCAGCUCAGAUUCCUGGUCCUGCUGCAGCCAUACAGGUGCCUCCUUCUGCUCCUGUUCCUACCAGUAGUAGUGCCUCCAUCAUGGCUCCUCAGCAUCAACAUCAGAAUCAGCAAGCGCCUUUCAAUCCCAUGGCUUCAGUACUUCCAAGUAGCAAUACCACAAACGGCAUCACCACCUCAACCAUCACCAAUGGAUUCAACAAUCCUUCCUCUUCUUCUUCAGCCGCUCUCCCACCCCCCACUCGAGAAUCCGUGCUACAACGGUUAAGUGAAGCACUGCUCAGACGGAGUCUCGCCAAGAUUGACCUAAGUCAAAAAGGAUUGGGUGCGUCCGAUGCCAGACUCGUCAAAAUGGCAAUCCUUCAAAAUAGACAGUUACGAGUACUCAAAUUGGGUUACAAUCAACUGGGAGACUCUGGAUUGCAAACUCUCACUACAGGAAUUGCUAAACACACACACCUACAAUCCAUUGACUUGGGAUUCAACAACAUUAGCGAUAUUGGAUGUCAGGCGCUCGCACAAGCCAUGCUCACACAAACGUGUCAGAUACAAACGCUCUACUUGGCGGGAAACUCCAUUGGACACGAAGGGGCCAUGGCUUUGGCGGACGUCAUUAGACGGCCGUCCGCUCUGGAACGAUUGUACAUGACGGGAAAUCGAUUAGGAUCGGAGGGAGUCAAGGCACUUACCGAAGCCAUUCUAGAAGAAGCCGCCAUCCGAAGAUCAUACCCCAACAACAACACGAAUUCGAAUACCAGUACGAAUGCUGCCUUGAGAGAUCAAACCAUGAUGACUAACAACGACGAUCAUGCUACCAACCCAACUACAACCAACUCUACCCUCAACAACGGCUCCAACGCCAAACCAUCGUCGUCGUCGUCACAUCGUAAUGGGAUGCAAGAACUCUUUCUGGGCGGAACGGGGUUGGGAGCCGCAGGAUGUCAAGCUAUUGCACGACUACUGGCGUCUCCCGAUUGUAGACUCAAAGUUCUCAGUUUGGCAAAUUGCGAUCUCACCGAUGAAGAAAUCACAAGACAAGACGGAGGCAUUGCAUUGGCCAUUAAAGGGAACCGGGACAAUCUUCCACUCAAAUCGUUGCAACUUUCGUUCAACGCCAUUACGCACAAGGGAUUAGAGGCACUCAUGAAUGCCUUGUGGGGAAGUAGAACUCUGCAAGAAUUACGAAUUGACAAUAACGAUAUCGGUGAUCGGGGAGCACAGCAGAUUGCCGCCAUUUUGCCUUACCUCAAGACACUCGAGACACUCGACGUGGGAUUCAACAACAUCAACAACAAAAACCACGGCAUGAAGAUUUUAAUGAAGGCUGUCGCCGAAACCAACAACUUGAAAACACUCAGUUUAUCGGGGAAUCCCAUGCAGGACGUUUCGUCCGCCAAAGCCGUCGCAUACGCCUUGGCGUACAACACGUCCCUACAAUCGUUGCUCGUCGUACAUUGUCAUUUGACCACUGAAGGACAGCGACAUGUCGCUGCCGGGGCUGUUUCCAACAGUCGAACGUCAGUCAGAGAAGUAUCGGGAUUUCCAAUUGGACCGGUCAUUGUCACUCUCGGCUUUCCAGAUGCUUUGGAACACUGGACUAACGAACAAGUCCUCAAUUUUAUUCAUCUCAUGUGGAACAAAACCAAGGCUGAGAAUGGAAAGUCGGAACACGAAGACGAACGGGGUUUGGAUCCUCUCAAUUUUUUACCUGGAUCGGCCGGUUCCGACAACAAACCGGGUCGUCGAAGUGGGCCUUUGGAGGCGACCAUUGUCGUUGACGUGGCGAGAAAAGCGUUUGCGAGUCUGGUGGCCAAUGGACGAGUCGAUGUCUUUUCAAGGCGGCCAGGGCAUCCAAAUGCCAUGACUUCUCCAGCAGUCUUUGCACCUCGGGACGCAAUCAUGCUGGAGUCGGUGGAUGGGGAUUCGAUCGUCGAAAGCAUGGGAGAAGUCGCGGUAUCCUCAACGCCGACGACGUCAUCCAACAACCUUUUGGGGCCUCUUGGAGCUACUGGAAGCACCCCAAACGGCGCAUUUUUAGGGUCCGCCGAAAAACAUCACAUGAACGGUUCAACUUCGUCCAUGGCUUCUGCCAAGAAGCAGGCACGUUCGUUCGUUGCGCCGCCACAAGAAAGAAGUGCGGCGAAGCACAGCCAGUUGCCGGACCCAUCGCGGAAAAAGCGAAUUGUGGAAUGGCUCUGUUCCAACAUCAAGCACCUCAACAAAAUGGCACAAGUACCGUUUGAUUCCAGCGAGUUGCUGAGGCUGCAUCAACACUACUUCACACCCGUGGUUAACGAAAGCGGUGGAACGAGCGUCUUCAACAACAGAGACAGCGCAGGCGGCAAUUCUGUACGGUCUUCGCAUCAGGCGUUCAGUGCGGCGGGUGUUCCGCUGGGGAGUGCCAUUAUGGAAGAAGCUUCUGUCUCCUCUUCGACAACAAUGCAGUCGGGGGAUGUUAACAUGGUCCCGUUGAGUGAUCCCAUGUUUACCGGUGGACAGGAACUGCGCACUCACAACCGACCCCAACAACGAAGUGGGCAACCUCAACAAGUUGCUUCGUCGCUUCCAAUGCUCAAACGGAAGGUCAGCUAUCGUUUCUUGGGCGACGCUGCUAUGCACCAACAAAGCAGCCCACAUCAACAACACUCUAGUCCAUGGAGCAACGCGUUUGGCGGUGGUUCCCAUGUCGGUAGCGUGUCAAAGAUGAUCCAAGACGGACCCAGUGGCCAUUCUCUUCCGCCAAAGAACAAAAAGGCACGACGCAAUCGCACCAGAAUAUCGUUCUUGCCGAGAGUUAAGGCCAAGCUAGAUUCUUACUUGGACGUGUGCCACGAGAAAGCUCUCAUCACGAUGCGGCAGCUUUACUACGUAGAACAAGCGAUCCUGAGCGGGCAGGUGAAUCCAUUGGAGGAGGGAACGCCACGGACACACUUGAGCGGUCCAUUGGCGACGGACGCAGAGACCAUCGUCGUGGACAUGAUGUGA